Molecule: messenger RNA, 1850 nt
Organism: Caenorhabditis auriculariae
Lineage: Eukaryota; Metazoa; Nematoda; Chromadorea; Rhabditida; Rhabditidae
Source: the annotation of a GenBank genome assembly
AUGGACGUGCCCGCAAUUUUCCAAGUAAGUUCCCGAAUCGACUCGCUUUUACUGUGAUUUCUCAGGAUUGCACGGAUCGAUAUAAUGAAGCAGAUCGAAUAUUCUCUCACUGUGACAUCAAAGGAGACGCCUGCGCCAUGCUCCAAGUAAUUCUCAAUUUUCUUCCCAGAAGUUUUUUCAAUUUAAGAAACAAACCGAGUUCAUAUUUUCCUUUUGAAAACCACAGGCUGUACUAAAUUUGUUAAGUGAGGUUUUGCGGCAAGUUCAGAUAUUUGUUAGGAGGCUGGUGUACUUACUGGAAAGCUCAUCUUGAGCGUAGGCUUUUUUUAAUCUUCGUUGUGUGAUGAUGAAAAACGUAUCAAAUUUUAUAAAUAACUCUGAUUAAGAGAUAACAUCGGAUUUGACUCGAAGUGUAGUAAAAUAAAGCAGUUGAGAGAUACCACGUAGCGCAGUCCCUGCAGCUGUGGAUGCUGGCCAUCGUCCCGUUAUUGUUCUCUUCAGCUUCUCUGUUGCUCAACGUCUACUCCCUCGACGCCUACAUAAGAAUUUACCGGAGGAGCGAUGAAAUGUGCUCUCUUUCUCAAAUCGGCAAGCAAGUGACAACUUCAGGGGCAAACAACGCUACAUUCUCGCAAUAAGCCGCGCGGUUGCUUCCAUCACUUCAGUCAUCUCUCUGUACGUGUUGACCGGUCUCAUCCUCAGCGCCCAUUUCAGUUUUUUAUCUCUGUCGUUGUUCAUUUUUUUCGAGCAAAUGAGCUUUUUCGCUUUUAUUGGUGAGUUCAGGCUGAAUUUUCACUUUAGUUGUGAAGAUCCAUUUGUACUCUCAUGGGGCCUGAAGACUUGGAAGCAAAAUGACGUGAUUUCGAGGAACCUACGUGGCGAUGACGGGAUCUCUCUACCUGGCGGUCGCUCAUCCGUUCCACCACAGAUCUCUGGUCACUCUCCGACGUUGCUACAUCUUUUUGAUGCUCGUCUGGAGUCUCUCCAUCAUCAAUGCCGUUUGCUUUUCCUCUACGCGAUGAACUUAUCCUGAACUCUCAGGCGAUCUUGGGAGUUUUGGAAGCGACGCUCUUCUUCCCAUUCAACUCGCCCAUCAACUGCAGCUAUCAAGACUGCGAGCUUCCGGUCAUGAUCUACAUCGGUGAGUCGCACCUCCAGUUCUAGAAACUGUUUUUAAGGAUUCAGUAAUUUCGCUGACAUUUUCUUUCUUUAUCAAUUGCCUCCUUCUUCUCCUCACUAUUUUCGCGCUUUUGAAAAGAAGCCGUGAAGCCAUUAAGGUUUUCUUUUCUUUCAUUUUGAUUAGAUAAUUUGAAAUCGAGCUAUUUUAUUACAGAGAGGGGACAAAAACUCCCAAAACGGCAGUGCUGUGAGCAAGCUCGCAUGGUCUCUUGGAACUUUAACAUUUAUGGGCAUUUCUGAAGUCAUCAUCUCUUUGUUCCUUACCAUUUACACGGGAAGAAUCAAAGAAUACGGUAUACUAAAGCCCUCGAUCCCUUUUUGGCAACAUCAGCGUUUUUUUUUUUUCAGAGAAGACGUUUACUGUGUGUACUUUGCUGAAUGGCAGUGACGACCUCGUCGUCGUCACUUCGAUUUCUUCGUUUUUGACAGUUCUUUGGUGAGAGAGGUAUCUUCCCUUGGGACUAACGGAGCUUCAGGGUUACGAGUGUGUUGGCGGACCCCAUUUUGAGUAUUCUUUUUGACCAGCAACUAUCAAGACAUGUUCAAAGACAAGUUGGAACCUGGCAAGAAAUCCUCAAGCUUUUUCUUUUUAGAUAAAGUGGCUGCACAACACCAUUUUCGUUGGACACGCCGUUCUCACGCCAACCCUUGCCACUGAUCAGAAAAUUUAG